Molecule: messenger RNA, 2278 nt
Organism: Carlito syrichta (Philippine tarsier)
Lineage: Eukaryota; Metazoa; Chordata; Mammalia; Primates; Tarsiidae
Gene: HNRNPUL2
Product: heterogeneous nuclear ribonucleoprotein U like 2
Exons: 15
Cellular component (GO): membrane
Molecular function (GO): protein binding
Source: RefSeq, a predicted model, not a curated record
GAGAAAGAGGGAGGGAACUCUGUCGUCCUCCGCGCGCGGCCGCCCGCGGCUGGGAAACCAAGGUUCUGGAAGGGGAGUCGCUCCCCGCUGCGUUGUCUUGGGCUCCGUGAGCCGAAAGGCGGAAGGGAAGAGGAGGGGAAGCACACACUACGUCGCGGGGACCGCGCUUAGCCUUCGCUGCCUGCGUGCGUGCGUGCGCUCGCCCGCGCGGGCUCAGUGCUGGCGCGUGAGGCGGAGGCGGGCGGCGGCGGCGGCGCCUGCGCGGUUGGGCUCGGUCGACGGUUCGCAGGGGAGGAGGCGGCGGGAGGCGGAGGAGGCGGCGGCGGCGAUGGAGGUGAAGCGGCUGAAAGUGACCGAGCUGCGGUCGGAACUGCAGCGGCGGGGCCUGGACUCGCGCGGCCUCAAGAUGGAUCUGGCGCAGCGGCUACAGGAGCCGGCGGAGGCCACGGCUGGGUCAGGUGGAGUGAACGGUGGCGAAGAGCAGGGCAGCGGCAAGGGGGAGGAAGACGAGCCCGAGGAGCGGAGCGGGGACGAGACGCCGGGAUCCGAGGCCCCGGGUGACAAGGCCGCGGAGGAACAGGGAGAUGACCAAGAUAGUGAAAAGUCAAAACCAGCAGGCUCAGAUGGUGAGCGGCGGGGGGUAAAGAGACAGCGGGAUGAGAAGGAUGAACAUGGCCGAGCUUACUAUGAAUUCCGAGAGGAGGCUUACCACAGCCGCUCAAAGUCUCCACCACCUCCUGAAGAAGAGACCAAAGAUGAGGAGGAGGAUCAAACUCUUGUGAACCUGGACACGUAUACCUCGGAUCUCCAUUUUCAAGUGAGCAAAGACCGCUAUGGAGGGCAGCCACUUUUUUCAGAGAAGUUUCCCACCCUGUGGUCUGGGGCAAGGAGUACUUACGGAGUGACAAAGGGAAAAGUCUGCUUUGAGGCAAAGGUAACCCAGAAUCUCCCAAUGAAAGAAGGCUGUACAGAGGUCUCACUCCUUCGAGUUGGGUGGUCUGUUGAUUUUUCCCGUCCACAACUUGGUGAGGAUGAGUUCUCUUAUGGUUUUGAUGGACGAGGACUCAAGGCAGAGAAUGGACAGUUUGAAGAAUUUGGCCAGACUUUUGGAGAGAAUGAUGUCAUUGGCUGCUUUGCUAAUUUUGAGACUGAAGAAGUAGAACUUUCCUUUUCCAAGAAUGGGGAAGACCUAGGUGUGGCAUUCCGGAUCAACAAGGAAUCCCUGGCAGACCGGGCCCUUCUACCCCAUGUCCUCUGCAAAAAUUGUGUUGUUGAAUUAAACUUUGGUCAGAAGGAGGAGCCCUUCUUCCCACCACCAGAAGAGUUUGUGUUCAUCCAUGCUGUGCCUGUUGAGGAUCGUGUACGCACUGUAGUCCCUCCCAAGACCAUUGAGGAGUGUGAGGUGAUUCUGAUGGUGGGACUACCUGGAUCUGGAAAGACCCAGUGGGCACUGAAAUAUGCAAAAGAAAAUACUGAGAAAAGAUACAAUGUCCUGGGAGCUGAAGCAGUGCUCAGUCAAAUGAGGAUGAAGGGGCUCGAGGAGCCAGAGAUGGACCCCAAAAGCCGAGACCUUUUAGUUCAGCAAGCCUCCCAGUGCCUUAGUAAGCUGGUCCAGAUUGCUUCCCGGACAAAGAGGAACUUCAUUCUUGAUCAGUGUAACGUGUACAACUCUGGCCAACGGCGGAAGCUAUUGCUGUUCAAGACGUUCUCUCGGAAAGUGGUAGUGGUUGUUCCUAAUGAGGAAGAUUGGAAGAAGAGGCUGGAGUUGAGGAAGGAAGUGGAAGGAGAUGAUGUGCCUGAGUCUAUAAUGCUGGAGAUGAAAGCCAACUUCUCUUUGCCUGAAAAAUGCGAUUAUAUGGAUGAGGUGACUUAUGGGGAGCUGGAGAAGGAGGAAGCUCAGCCCAUCGUCACUAAGUACAAGGAGGAGGCAAGGAAGCUGCUCCCUCCCUCUGAGAAGCGGACAAACCGCCGAAACAACCGAAACAAGCGUAACCGGCAGAACCGAAGCCGAGGCCAAGGCUAUGUGGGCGGGCAGCGCCGAGGCUACGACAACCGGGCCUACGGGCAGCAGUACUGGGGGCAGUCUGGAAACAGAGGGGGUUACCGUAAUUUCUAUGAUCGAUACAGGGGAGACUAUGAUCGAUUCUACGGGCGAGAUUAUGAGUACAACAGAUACAGAGACUAUUACAGACAAUACAAUCGGGAUUGGCAGAAUUACUACUACCACCACCCCCAGGACAGAGACCGAUACUACAGGAACUACUACGGUUACCAAGGG